GCUAGGAGCCGUGGGGAGAGGAGCGGCGGCCCGAGCCCGUCCCGUCCGGGCGGCCGCGAAACUUUUCCGAGGGCGCGGGGCAGGAGUCUCAAAGAUGAAUACUACAGUAAUGAGCCCACUCACUGUUACUCCACUAGGCUUUAUUCCAGACUUAAAAAAUGCCACCCUUGUGCCUUUCAAUGAGACUGCAUGUGAAAAUUGGAAAGAGAUUCAUCAUCUUGUUUUCCACGUGGCAAAUAUUUGCUUUGCAGUUGGACUGGUUAUUCCAACUACUCUGAAUUUUCAUAUGAUUUUUCUGCGAGGCCUGCUCACCAUAGGAUGUGCAUUGUUCAUCAUUUGGGCUACACUCUAUCGUUGUGCCUUGGACAUAAUGAUCUGGAAUUCUGUGUUUUUGGUUGUCAACCUUUUACAUUUCAUAUAUCUAGUGUAUAAAAGAAGACCGAUCAAGAUAGAGAAGGAGCUUAGCAGCCUCUACAAGAGAAUGUUUGAACCUCUCCAUGUGCCUCCAGAGCUCUUCCAAAGACUAACUGGACAAUUCUGCAACAUUCAGACCUUAAAGACAGGUCAAGCCUAUGCUGCAGAAGAUAAAACAUCAGUUGAUGAUAGGCUAAGCAUCCUGCUGAAGGGGAAAAUGAAGGUGUCUUAUCGAGGGCAUUUUCUGCAUAAUAUUUACCCCUGUGCCUUUAUAGAUUCUCCUGAAUUUCGAUCAACGCAGAUGAACCGGGGUGAGAAAUUCCAGGUCACCAUUAUUGCGGACGAUAACUGCAAGUUCCUGUGCUGGUCCAGGGAAAGGCUGACUUAUUUUCUGGAAUCUGAGCCAUUUCUUUAUGAGAUCUUUAAGUAUCUUAUUGGCAAAGAUAUUACAAAUAAACUCUAUUCAUUGAAUGACCCAACCUUAAAUGACAAGGCUUCAAAAAAGAUUGAUCGACAGCCUAGUCUUUGCUCACAGAUCUCUGUGAUGCAGAUGAGAAACAGUAUGGCCAGUACCAGUGACAGUGAGGAUGGCUUGCAGAUGUUUCUUCGCGGGACUUCCUCUGCAUCCUCUCUUCGAAAUAACCAACAAGAGUUCUAUAAUGCUUAUGGAGUGAGUCGUUUGCAGCAUGAUGUUUUCUGUUGAUAACAUCACAUUAACUCAGCAAGCAUCCUCAAAAAGGCCCAGGCCGAACAUCUCCCUACCUGAGAACUUCCACAAAAAUGAAGCCAAUAGAAGAAAGUGUUGAAGAUGAUGUCUUUGAAGCACCAUCUGCUGAUAAGCUUGAACUCCAGCAGCUGCCUUAAAUAGGUCUGUCUUCAGGUGUAUCUGGGCUUGCCCAAAGCUGCAGUGCAAGAGGAAGAAGCUGAAUUUGAGGGGAAUCUGAAAGCUAAAACCACCUCUCCAUGUUUGAUUUUGCCACAGUGGCUUCUAGAUGAAAUGUCACGUUUUACUUUACUUCUAAAUAAAAUAGAUAAAAAUC
Molecule: messenger RNA, 1454 nt
Organism: Strigops habroptila (Kakapo)
Lineage: Eukaryota; Metazoa; Chordata; Aves; Psittaciformes; Psittacidae
Gene: POPDC1
Product: blood vessel epicardial substance
Exons: 9
Coding region: 95-1117 (340 amino acids)
Cellular component (GO): sarcolemma
Molecular function (GO): cAMP binding
Source: RefSeq, a predicted model, not a curated record